Molecule: messenger RNA, 2337 nt
Organism: Artibeus jamaicensis (Jamaican fruit-eating bat)
Lineage: Eukaryota; Metazoa; Chordata; Mammalia; Chiroptera; Phyllostomidae
Gene: METTL4
Product: methyltransferase 4, N6-adenosine
Exons: 10
Coding region: 271-1656 (461 amino acids)
Cellular component (GO): cytosol; RNA N6-methyladenosine methyltransferase complex; nucleus
Molecular function (GO): RNA methyltransferase activity; nucleic acid binding; site-specific DNA-methyltransferase (adenine-specific) activity
Source: RefSeq, a predicted model, not a curated record
AAAUUUGCGUACUUUGCUCCCUGCAGUCUUUCCGGGUACGUAGCCGUCCCCGAGCACCGUAGGAUUGUGCGGUGAGGUCGGCUCCAACGCUGAGUUUAUCUCUGAAGGCACUUGCCCUCUAAGUUGUUGGGGAGUGGGCAGAUUGCUCCAAGUCCUCAGGAAAAGCCUUGUCCGUAACAGCAGCAUGGCCGCGCCCGUCGACUCCUAGAAAAGGAGAAUUUUUUCAUUUGGGCUGAGGGGUGUCUUUCUUGACCUCUAUUUAGAAAGAGAAUGUCAGUGGUGCAUCAGCUGUCACCAGGAUGGUUACUGGAUCAUCUUUCGUUCAUUAACAAGAUAAACUAUCAAGUUCACCAGCAUCAUGAGCCUUGUUGCAGCAAAAAUGAGCCCACUACUUCUGUCCACCUUGAGUCUCUUCAUGUGGAUUCUAUGUCUUCUUUUGGAUCAUCUGCUAAAUUUAUUGCUUCCAACUCUACCACUAAGCCAGAGAAAGAGGAUAGGGGAAAUUGUGAAGCGUUCAUGCAAAAAUACAUUUUUCGACCUGAACUGUUUGAUAUCAAUAAACCUCAUAUGAUUUCAGCUGUUCACAAGGAAUGCCAAAGUAAUGAAAAGGAAGAUACAAUGAGUGGUAUUAAAAAAGAAAUCUCCAUUUCUACUCUUAGGAAGAAGCGUAAAAGGUGUCAUACUUGCAAUCAAGGUGAAUUGGAUGCCAUGGAAUACCAUGAAAAGAUCAGAGGGCUGAUAUUAGAUGGAUCUCGACAGAUAAUCCAAGAAAGUUUAAAAAAUGGCUUCCUUCAUCCGCUUUCUGAAAAAUCGGAGAAGUGUAGUGAGCCUGUUGCUUUACCACUGGAUACCUGCAAUUUGUCAGAAUUAUGUGAAAUGGCAAAGCAUUUGCCUACUCUGAAUGAAACGGAACUUCUGACAUUACAAUUGAAGGAAAAUGAUAUGUCUGUUACAGAGCAGGAUUUAUUUUUACGGCUUGUUGAAAACAACUCCAGCUUUACAAAAAUCAUUACUUUAAUGGGACAGAAAUACCUUGUGCCACCAAAAAGCUGUUUUCUUUUGUCUGACAUUUCUUGUAUGAACCCACUUCUGAAUUGUGGGAAGACAUAUGAUGCCAUUGUGAUAGAUCCACCGUGGCAGAACAAGUCAGUUAAAAGAAGUAAUAGUGUGGUCACGCUGAUAAUUCUAAUAAUCACCUGUCACCAUGCAAACUUUUCACAAUAUAUUGACUGUAUUCCCUGUUCCUUUUCACUCAUCCUCUCAUCUCCUCUCUUCAGGUAUAGUUAUUUAUCACCACUGCAAAUAAAGCAGAUACCUAUCCCUAAACUGGCUGCUCCAAACUGUCUUGUUAUUACUUGGGUGACUAACAGACAGACACACCUACGUUUUGUAAAGGAAGAACUUUAUCCUUCCUGGUCAGUGGAGACAGUUGCUGAAUGGCACUGGUUAAAAAUAACCAAUUCAGGAGAGUUUGUAUUCCCAUUAGAUUCUCCACACAAAAAACCUUAUGAAUGUCUUAUACUGGGGAGAUUUCAAGAAAAAACUGCUUUACCAUUAAGGAAUGUGCUUCCCAUUCCAGAUCACAAGUUAAUUGUCAGUGUGCCCUGUACUCUUCAUUCACAUAAGCCACCUCUUGCUGAGGAAAAGACCAUGUGAGGACAUCACAUGAAGACAUCUACCAGCCGGAAUAAAGUCCUCAUGUAAACCAGCUCUGCUGGCUACUUAAAAUUAAUUAGGUUUCCUUCCUUUGCCAUAUUGGAGAAGUUCUCCUUUAUUAUUUGUUCAAAUAAGUUUUUCACUUGUGGCUGUUCCUCUUCCCCUUCUGGUACCCCUAUAAUUCGCUCAGAGAGUCCCAAAGAAGUUGGACUCAAGGAGGAACACACCAAGGCACAUCAUUAUUACAUUAGCCAAGAUUAAAAUGAAGGAGAGAAUCCUACAAGCAGCAAGAGAUAAGGGGACAGUCACCUACAAAGGAGUUCCCAUCAGACUGUCAGCUGAUUUCUCAAAAGACAACUUACAGGUAAGAAGGGGCUGGAAAGAAAUAUUCCAAGUCAUGAAAUCCAAAGACCUACAUCCAAGAUUGCUCUAUCCAGCAAAGCUUUCAUUUAGAAUGGAAGGACAGAUAAAGUGCUUCUCAGAUAAGAACAAAUUCAAGAAGUUCAUCAUCAGCAAGCCCUUAUUAUAUGAAAUGUUAAAGGGACUUACCUAAGAAAAAGAAGAUCAAAAAGAUGAACAGUGAAAGGACAGCAAACUCACAGUUAUUAAGAACCACACCUAAAACAAAAGCAAACUAAGAGGACAGCUAGAUCAGGAGCAGAACCAUAGAAAUGAAGAUCA